This is a messenger RNA of Panicum virgatum (switchgrass), 1531 nucleotides long. RefSeq names its product protein RETICULATA-RELATED 3, chloroplastic-like. The coding region runs from base 154 to 1188 and encodes 344 amino acids. Lineage: Eukaryota; Viridiplantae; Streptophyta; Magnoliopsida; Poales; Poaceae. The record is from RefSeq and is a predicted model, not a curated record. The transcript has a single exon.
UCACUACACCAACCCCCAAAACCCUCCCCCCCCCCAUCCGAGGCCGUCCCGCACCGCACUACCAGCCACCUCCCGCGCCGCGCCGCCGCCGCCGUCUCGCACGCGCGGCAGAGGACGCGCGCGAUCCCCUCCCGCCCACCACCAGAUCGCGCCAUGGCCUCCACGGCCUUCGCCGCCGCCAAGUUCCUCCCGGCCCACCUCGACUCCUCCCCGCGCAUCGCGCCACACCGCGCCGGCCCCACCGCGAAUCUCUCCUUCGCCCCGCUUUCCUCCUCUCCCUCCUCCGCGGCGUCGCUCCUCCGCUUCCGAUCCCCGUCGCCGUCCGGCCCGGGAGGCAGGCUGCCCCCGCCCCCGCGCUCGUACGGCGGCGGCGGAUCUGGCGACGCCGCGGACUCCGGCGGCGGCGACGGCCGCCGCGGGGGCAUCCUCGGCGUCUUCCUGGCCGGCUGGGCCGCCCGCGUCGCCGCGGACCCGCAGUUCCCGUUCAAGGUGCUCAUGGAGGAGCUCGUCGGCGUCACCGCCUGCGUGCUCGGCGACAUGGCCUCCCGCCCCAACUUCGGCCUCAACGAGCUCGACUUCGUCUUCUCCACCCUUGUCGUCGGAUCCAUCCUCAACUUCGUCCUCAUGUACCUCCUCGCGCCCACCGCCGGCGUCGCCGCCGCCGCCUCGUCCGCCGCCUCCGCGCUCCCCAGCCACAUGUUCGAGCCCGGCGCCUACUCGCUCGGCUCCCGCGUCGCCACCCUCGUGUCCAAGGGCGCGACCUUCGCGAUGGUCGGGUUCGCGGCCGGGCUCGCCGGCACCGCGCUCUCCAACGGGCUCAUCGCGAUGCGGAAGCGCAUGGACCCGGAGUUCGAGACUCCCAACAAGCCGCCGCCCACGCUGCUCAACGCGGCCACCUGGGCGAUCCACAUGGGCGUCAGCAGCAACCUGCGUUACCAGACUCUGAACGGGGUCGAGUACCUGCUCGGCAAGGUCGCGCCGGCGCCAGUGUUCAAGGUGUCCGUCGUUGCUCUCCGCUGCGUGAACAACGUGCUUGGUGGCAUGUCCUUCGUGUUGCUUGCCAGGUUGACUGGAUCGCAAAGAUCAGAUAAACCAGCGACGGCUGCAGAAGAGAAGGAACGGUUGAUAGCUGUGGGCAAUGCCGCCGCAGAUGCCAUCAGUGAGGCAAAGGACGCAGAGGGUAAGUAAAGGGGAUGGGUAGAGGAGGGUGCAAGUGGAUGCAUGCAUGCUCUGCGCCUGAGCUUCGUUUGCGGCUUCUUGGAAUAGGCCAAGAAACCUGUAGAUGAUAAGUGGGUUGGAAUAAGGAGUGAGGCUCAAAACAUUUUCUUCAAUCUGUUUGCAGUGAUGACAUGCUUAGUUGAUCUUAGAAUAAAGUUUUUCGUUCUUGUCCUUUUGAUCGUUGACUCAAUGCGUAGCCUGCUUGCCAUACCUGAAGUUGUUUGAUUUGCAUGCAAUCUAUGAUCCUUAAUGAUCCUAUGAUGUAAAGACGAGUGGAUUCAUGACCCAAAAUCUAAGAACUUGAUGCUGUCUA